Molecule: messenger RNA, 8760 nt
Organism: Pogona vitticeps (central bearded dragon)
Lineage: Eukaryota; Metazoa; Chordata; Lepidosauria; Squamata; Agamidae
Source: RefSeq, a predicted model, not a curated record
GCGAGCGUGCAUUCCCACCUGUGCGUGUAUAUGAGAGAGAGAGAGUUAGAGGGAGGGACAACUCACGAUUUCCCCUUCUGUGGGGGACGCUUUUUUUGGUCGCCCUAAAGAGCCUCUUUUCCGCCCGGAAAAAUGCCCGCCCCCGGCCGCCCACCCCAAGUAGCCCCUUCUCUUUAUCUGCGGAGCAACUGAAACCUUUAGCGCUCUCUUUCGUCGUCGUCGCCCCAACUUCUCCUCUCCGCAUUCAAAGCAUUUAAUGCCCUCAAACCCACCCACCCCUCAUUAUUAUUUUUAUUCUGGUUUUUGUUGUUUUGCGUGGAAGGGAGCUGUUGCCUUGCUUCAGGAAAAAGGAGAGUGAAAUUAUCCUAAUAGAGCAAGCCGGCCCUUUUUGGAUUCAGAGACCUAGAAUUGAAACCUGCCAAGCCCCAAACCUGGGAAUUUACACAAACAUUCAGCUCAAAGAAUUCUAUAGCUGUGCCAGAUUUGAAGUGAAGCUGACAAAAAUCAAUUUGAUGCACAGAUGGACAACACAGAUGACCUAGCCUGGCCUCCAGUGAGAGGGGGUUCCAGAGUCCAGGAGCAGUGACAGAGAAGGUCUUAGAAUUACCCAAUCAAAAAAAUGAGAUCAGGUGGGAUGGAUUCAUCGUUGUCAACCAAAUUUUUGGAUGUAGAUUUGAAGCUAAUGGAAAUACACUACCACCCAAAAGAAGUACUUGUGAAAUUUCAAGGCCAAUAUAACACAGAAGAUGAGUUUGACUACCACAUAUUACAAAAUGAAAUACAGCAGGUACCAAAAGUGAAGGACAGUGUUGGCAUUGGUGACUUUUGUUUAGUGGAAGAAUCAGAUUGUGGAGAAUGGUACAGAGGAAGAGUAGUACAAAGGAAGAACCAGAUCUAUGAUGUAUUUCUUAUUGACUGUGGAAAAAUAUUGUCAGUUUAUGAAGCUCACAUUGCUUGUGCCACUGAAGAGCUGUUUCAGCUUCCUCCAAAAAUAGUUUCUGGGAUUUUUGCAAAUAUAUUGCCACUUGAUGAGAAAUGGUCUCCAAAAGCAUUGAAUUACUUUUCAGCCUUAAGAGACUUGAAGAUUAAAGGUCAUGUAGAAGCCAUUCUGCAGCACCAAACAUUGCUCCUUGAUGUGCCAAAAAUAGCUAGUGAUAUUGUUGAACUAAAUUUAGGAAAACUUGUUGAUGGAGACACAUUCUGUCUCAUUGUAGAGAUGUUAAUGGAAUCUCCACAAGAGCCUCUCUGUAAACAAAUGCCAGAUUUAUUGCAACAGAAAUACACAAGCUCUACAUUAUUCAGUACUGGAAGUGAACCAGAACAACCAAUUCUGCAUAGCCUCCAACCACGUUUGUCUGGUGGUGAGGUGGAGAAGGUAAGAAUAUCAAUGGCAGUGAGUCCAAGUAAAUUUUAUUGCCAGCUGCUAAGGCAGCAGAUGGAGCUCAGUAUAUUGACAGCCCAUAUGUCUUCCUAUUACGAAACUAUAAGUAGAGAAAAUGUUUCAUCGUGUGACAGUCUUGGAGUCCUCUGUGCAGCGAGACAAAAAAAUGGUCAUUGGCACAGGGGAGUGAUACAGCAGUUACUUUCUGAUAACAGAGUGAAAGUUUGGUUUAUGGACUUCGGCAUCUGUCAAGCUGUGCCUUCUGAUGGCGUUUUGAAGCUUCACCCAGCAUUCAUUUCAGUGCCUAGGUUUGCAUUUCCAUGUGCAUUGUCAUGUCUUACUGAUGAGGAUGAAAGUGUAAGACAUAAUCAGCUAGAAGAGUUUAAAAAGGUCCUAUUAAGACAAAGUGCUGUUUAUGUCCAUAUUGAUCUAUUCAGUGCUAAUGAGCACUUAUAUUAUGUUACAUUACGUAAGAAUGAUGCUGUAGUGAAUACUGCAUGCCCAUCUCAAGAAAAUGAUGUGAUCCCAAAAUGCCAUCCUUCUUUAAAUGUGACUGUCUCUUGCAUGGGGGGAGACAUAAUAAUCCCUGGUACAAACCCUGUCUUUGGCCACUGUGUUGACAGGAGUACUCCACAGUCAGAAUAUUCUUCAUAUCAAAAGUUAUCUGGUUUUAUGUGCAGUCCUUUAACAAUCCCUUGCAGAAGAUCAGAAAUGAAAAUAGAUUCAGUUUGUGUUGCUUUUCUAGCAUAUGUCUUAAAUCCAUCAAAUUUUUGGAUCCAAAAUAAUGAUCAUCUAGAUGAUUUUGAAGACUUAAUGAAACGAAUUUCAGCUGUGUAUGAUGCAAGUGAAACAGAUGAUAAGAUUCUGGAAAACCCACAACCUGGACAGAUGUGUUGUGCACGAUAUUAUGAGGACAUGCAUUUCUAUAGAGCUGUCAUCAUAGACGUUGAGGAUAAUAGCAUUAAUGUUUGUUUUUUAGAUUUCGGGAAUACUGAGACAGUGCCACUCAUUGAUGUGAGAAUUUUGCUCCCAGAGUUUCAAGAAUUACCAGCCCUAGCCAUAUGUUGUUCACUUGCUAAUGCAUUUCCAGUGUGUGAUGUAUGGACUAAAAGAGAAACUGAUUUCUUCAAAACAAUUGUAGUUGACAAACAACUCACGCUUCAUCCCAUUGCAAAAGAAGAAAAUAAAUACAUUGUUAAUGUGCAGUGUAUGAAUGGCACAGAGCAAGAUGAUGUUCUCAUGCUUAUGGUUCAGGCUGGAUAUGCAGAACAUUGGAAAAUGAAACAAGAUCCAGUUCUGAAAAUCAUUAGAGGUUCUCAAGUACAACGCUCACUUCCUAAAUAUAAAAAAGUAGAGGUUAAAUCAGUUACUCAGAAAAGUAAAGUAGUGAUAGGUGUCAAUGCUGGUCAAAAUAGGAAAUCACGGAAUAUUUUGCUUAUGAAAGAAAAGCAUACUGUUACUUCCCUACAGUGGGAAACUGUACUUUCCAGUAAAUGUGGAAAAGCCUCUGGAAAAUUUAAUAAAGAGAGGCACUACAAAGAUUACCAGUUUGAACCAGGAACUGUACUUGAUGUUGUAUGUUCUCAUAGUGCUUCACCAGGUGACUUUUCAUGUCAGAUACGCAGUCAGCUACCAGAACUAGAUAACUUAAUGGAACAAAUACAGUUUCACUACAACACUAAUAAGACCCCAUAUGAAAAUGGACAGGUUGCCUGUGUUGUGAAGCAUUCCAAGGAUGGAAAAUGGUACAGAGGUGUUGUAUUGAAUCAUCUGUCCCAAACAGAGGUUGAAGUUCUAUUCGUAGACUAUGGUAAUAAGGAAACAGUUUUCCUGAGAGAUCUUCAAGCUAUUUUCCCAGAUUUUCUGAUAUUGGAAAGUCAAGCAUUUAGAUGUUGUAUUGGUAGUGUCACUGAAUCCUUAACAUUUGACCCACAAAAUUGGAAUAUGGAGGCAUGUCAUGAUUUUCAGCAUUUUGUGGAAUCUGCCAAUGCAAUACUGACUUGUACAGUUUCUGCCCUGGUUGUUAGGCUUCCAAACCAUUUGUAUCAUGUAGUUGAUUUGCUGACUCCAUUUACCAAUUUGCAACAGUUUCUCUUAGAACGUGGUCAUAUCCAGUCUUGCUCUUUUGAGCUUACCAAAUCACUGGCACCAUCAUUCUCUCUGCGCAGCUUUUGCUAUUCCUCUUUCAAUAUAAAAAUUGGAAGCGAAGAAGAGAUGUGUAUAACCCACAUAGGAAGUCCUACAAAAAUCUUUUGCCAGCUGAGUAGAAAUGCAAGUGAUCUAGACAAAAUAUGGCAGAAGAUUGCAGAAAUUAGCCAAAUACCAGCCCAACCAAACCAAACAAACACAUUGUGCUUAGCCAAAUAUGUUGACGAUGGCCUUUUCUAUAGAGCUUUAGUAUCUUCUGCAGGAUCUUUAGAUUACUGCCUGGCGUACUUUGUCGACUUUGGAAAUAAGGAGUUGGUGAGAAAGAAUGAAUUGCUUCCAAUUCCAGAUCAGGCUUCAGAGUUACUUUUCACUCCUAUGCAAGCUAUCAAAUGUUACCUUGCAGAUUUAAAAGAUACUGAAAUUCCAGUUGAAGUAAAUACUUGGUUUGAAAAGAAUUACUUGGGAAAACAGCUGAAAGCAGUAAUUGUAGCUAAAGAAUAUGAUGGAUGGUUUGGUGUGGAGUUGUCUGAUGGAGAUUUAAGAAUAAAUAAGAAAAUCAAAGAAUUAAUAAAAAGCAGAAAAUGUGACAAUAAGUCAGAAGUUACACAGAAGUGUGCAGAGAAGUCAACUAGAGAUUUUUUACCUGAGGUAAAAAAUGCAGAUAAAAUGAAAGUCAAAAAUCAAGUAAUAGAACAAGAGAGGGAAAGAAAAAAGGUAAAGCCAUUUAAUCAGAGUGGUGACAAGUUACAUGCUGAGUAUGGCAAAGAAAUUGUUGAUUUGCAGAAACAACGCAGCAGGCCUCCAAAGUUGCCAGCAGCUAAAGAAAAUAGAUGUACAUUUUUGCAAAAUAUUCAGGGGCAGAAAUAUCAAAGUUCAUACGGAGAAUGGAGUACUGAACCUGCUGAUUACCCUACUAUGCAGUCCAAGGAAUUGCUUGCAAAUAAUGCAACUGCAUCCCAUGUAUUAAAAUUAAACUCUUCUGGACAAGAAAGGAAUAGGCGUGUCAAGCAGAAGUACAUGUGUCUUCGACAGCCUAAUAUUGAGCCACAUUCCAAAGCUUUAGGUUAUAUUUCCUGUAUAAAUAGUCUGUCAGAUUUCUAUAUUCAUUGUGCAGAUGAUGAGAAUAAAAUUGUGCAGCUUGCUGAUAAACUGAAUGGAGGGACACUUGUCAUAAAGCCAGAAACAGAUGGUGAAAUUGAGGAAGGUGACAUUGUUCUAGCAGAGUAUGAAUAUGAUUGCUGCAUAUACAGAGCUAUUGUUAGAGAAGUUAAAUCAGAAAAAUCUUUUGAAGUGGAGUUUAUUGAUUAUGGUAACAGGUCAACUGUGAAUGCAUCAAAAAUCUAUAAGAUGGGAAAGAUUUUCUUAAAUAUACCAAGACUCAGCAUACAUUGUUUUCUUAGCAGAGCAAAAUGUGAGUUCCCAGAGAAGGAUUGGAGCAGUGAUACUACUGCCUACUUUGUCAGUAAAGUAAAUAAUCAACCAGUAAUAUUUGAGUUUUUGCAACAGCAUGGCGAACAGUGGGAGGUGGAUAUAUUCUGUCAAGGAAUAUCUGUGGUCAAUGAGUUAAUGCAAAAAGAAGUCAGCUUAGGUUUACAAAGAAAGCUUGUAUUAAAUCUUGAUCAAAUCAGGAAACCUCUGCCAAGAACAGAUGCUGACACUGAUAGUAAUUCCCAGAAUAAAAAACUAAAAAAUCAAAAUGCUACAGAAAGUCAUCCUAAAGUUGACCGCCAAAAUGUAAAGCCAGGACAACUAGAACUAUCUGAAAUAGCCCAUGUUUCGAGAGAAGGACACUUCUAUGUGAAGCUAAGUAAGAAUGAACAAAUACUGUCUGAUUUAAAUAUGAUGGUUGCCCAAGAAGCAGAGAAAAACUCCUUCCUUGAAGUGGAAAAUAUUGAAGAAGGUUUAGAAUACCUGACAAAAUCAAAAGCAACUCUCCAAUGGCAUCGCUCUGAAAUUAUUAAAAAGUAUGUUAAUGAAGAGAGUAUGUUGGUUUUUUUCAUGGAUUUGGGAAAAUUUGAAGUGGUGUCCCUUCGUGACACACAGCUGAUGAGCGACAAGAUCAGAAGUAUCCCUAGGAACACAGUUCUUUGUAAAUGGAUUUGUAUUAGAAAUCUAAGUGGCCUGCCUUUUGAGAGAGUGGCAGAGAUAAUAAAAUGUCACAAGAUAAAGAUCUUGUUUUUGAGAUGGCUAGAAUCUGCUUUUAUUUGGGAAGUAGAAAUACUUAUAGAUGAGAUUAUGCUUUCUGAAUUUUGGAAACAGUCUCCUUUGUUACAAUCUUUAGAGAGUUGUAACUUAUCAGACAAUUUACAGGUAGAUGGAAGAGUGCAGUUGAAGCAAAGUUCAGUUUCAUGGGCAUUGUUCCAGAUUAAUAAAGAGUAUCCUGGGUUUGUUACCUCAGUCACUGAUCCUUCAGACUUCUUCGUCCAGCUAGAAGAUUCAUUUGAAGCACUGAAAACAUUAUUUAAGCUCCUCUCCAAUCUUCCAGAAAACCUGCCACCUGUGCCACAUGAACUUAUUGUUCCUGGUGCCUGUUCCCUAAUAAAGACUGGCGCUAACACAAAAUGGAGCAGAGUCGAAGUGUCUGAAGUCUCCAGAAUCUCUGGUCAGCUAACACUUACUUUGAUUGAUUUGGGAAUAUCAGCUACAAUUCCCAUCUCUGAUAGCCACAAAUUAAAAGUUAUCCCAGAAAAACUUAUUACCUUACCACGCUUGACUUAUCCUUGCUCUUUGUCUAGGGUGUCACCUGCUGGUGGGGAGUGCUGGAGCAAUGAGGCAAAACUUAAAGUUCAAGAAUUUCUUGGUAAGCAAGGCCUGACAUUUAGGUUCAAACGUUACCACCCUAAGCCAAAACUAGAAGUAGAUGUUUUCUGCGGGCCGAAGAAUGUAGCAGAAGUGCUGGUUGCAUCUGGUUGUGCUGUAUAUAGUGAGAGUGCUUCCUCCCUUGGUUCCAUCAGUUCUGCAGAACGUGGUCUGCCAAAUUCACAGAAUUGCUGUGAGCCACCCAAAAUAUGUUGCCAGACAAAAUCUGCUGCGAGGGUUGCCUGGCUAUCAGGAGAGGAAGAGCAGCCACAAGAAUUAGACCUGCUCUUCAAAGGCAUUUGUAGCAGAGGUUCAAGACAGAGCUCAAAGAGUUUAAGUCUUAGAAAAAAAGAUCGGCAGAAGACAUUCUUAUGGAGUAGCAGAAGAAACAAUGGUCAUCUUAAGUGUGACCCGAGUUUAUUUGGUCAGUUUCAAGCCACAGGGACAAUUGGGAAAACCUGUCCUGCUAAUGUGCUGUCAGAGGUUCUAUGUGAGAUGCAAGCCCUUUAUCAGCAGACCACAGAGACUGAUACUCUUUCUGAACUGACCACAAAAGUUGAUGGGAUGCAGAUAUCUGAAGAGAGUAACACGUGAACAUGUCAUGAGAAAGAUUAAAAUAUAAACAAAUUGAUUUCUACAUUUGGAAACAAGUAAAGAAUCCGCGACACUCAACUGAUGAACUUCCAUGUGAAAAGGACAGAACAUAGGUUAAAGUUUUAUAUGCCAAAAAUUUAACUGGAACUUUUUUUAAUCACUCUUCUUUAAUCCUAGAACCAAAAUCUAUGGAUUUAAAAGUAGUAACAAGAUUAUAAUAUUGACACUGAAUUGGACCUAAUGGCUGAAAUUUCUGGUGCUUAGCAUAGUAAGUUGCACAUAAAGUAGGCCUGUUGACUCAGUGAAAGGAGUUGGCUUACCAAAUUCCCACUGAUUCAGUGGGCCUACUCUAGUGUGACUUACUACACUAAACAACAGGUUUUCAUCCUUUGUUUGAUUUCCUCAUGUACUGCCAAUUUUUUUCCACUCUCCGUUGAUUCAAGUGUGAGUUUUGAUACGAUAAAAGGGGAAAGGAGAACAAAUUUAUUACUUCUUGCUAUCUUCCAGGGAUAUUGGCAUCCUUCUCAACAAAACAUGAAUGAUCCAGUUAAAGUCACAAAAAAUGUAACCAAUGUUUUCUUAUAUUGCUGAAACCUAUAUUGUUACGCAGUAAUCAUUCACAGUAGUAUUGUUUGGAAUUUCAAAUAUGGUCAAUGAUAAUCAAGCCUUUGAAACACUGACAAAAUAUACGUACUCUUUACAUUUCCCUAUACUUUUAUUUUAUGAGCUGUCUUUGAUCCCUUAAUUGGUAGGGAAAUGGCACAGAAAUUAAAUAAAUAUAUUUUUUCUGUAAGUCAAAAUUGCUUAUCAGGCUUUGUUUUCUAAUCUGUGAUCUAUGCAUUAAAGUGCGAAGAAGAUCUAGAUUCUAGUUUGUCAUUAUGACAUUAUUGAGUUUUGUGGAGUUUUGCUUCAAACACACUGUUUUAGGCCUGCCUGCUUAAGUCUUUUCAACUUAACAUUUUUGUCAACCAAAAGCCUGAACCUGAUAACAAAUGUCAGAGAACCUAAGUCCUUUCAUUUUAAUGGGACUUCUUUUCAAGUAGGGUAUUAUGCAAAGUGCUGUUUUGGCAAUAUAUUUCCACACAUUGUUGGAAUUCUCAUGGUGGAUUGAAUGAAAGGCAUACUUACGGAAUGCAAAAAUUAGGAUGUUAUCAGAUACAAGAGUCUGUUUAUAUUUUGUACCAAUUAUGUAUUUCACAUAGAUAUAGAAGGUUGCAGUAUUCUGUUAUUUGGUAAGAAGAUAAUCUAAUGCUGAAUAUUGAUUUUGUUUUUAGAUAUCUUCACCUGUUCACAAUUCUGAUUUCAUAAUUUUAAAUUAGCUUUUAUUUGCUUACAGCGUUUUUAUGUGUUCACUGGAAGGGCAAAGCUUGUUUAUGGCUUGGUUCAUUCUCCUGGAAAGAGUAUUCCCCAAUCCCCAAUUAAUUAUAUGGUUUAUAACAAUUUUAUGCAUAAUAUUGGUUAGUGUCUCAGUGUAUCUGCCUUAUCUGUGACAUGUAUUUACAGGAGUGAGCUAAAAAUUACCUCCCUAAGUUCAGAAGUAGUGUUGGUUCUGACAGGUGCUGCUGUAAUUUGGAGACCAGAUAAAUUCACCCUGUUUUAAUAUUGGGUUUCUUUUUGAAGCUUCCUGCAAAAAGAAUGUGGUGGUUUCCUUUUGUUUAGACCUAUAUGAACCCAGACUCUUAUUUGUAUAAUUUAAUGUGCCGUUGGAGAUUGCUGUAUAUGGAUGAUUUUCAUAGAGCUAAUUUUAUUAACUUAUGAAGAAAUUGACAAUGCAUGUUUUCUUGUUGAAUACACUAGAAAUAUACUAGAAAGAUGCACAAAUACUGCAGAAUGUGCAU